CGCGCCGGAGCCGCGGCAGCCGCCUGCGAGCGGGGGAGAGGAGCGGACGGAGCCAACAUGGCGGCGCCGAGCCUGAGGCGGGAGUGAGGGAGGCGGCGGCGCCCUCCAGCCCGGGCAGCCCCGCAGCGCUACCGGGGCAGCGGCCCGGAGAGCGGAGCGGAGCGGAGGGAGUGGGGGGAGGAGCGAGCCGGCGGGCAUGGCGAGGGCGGCGUAGGGGAGACCUCGGCGGGUCCCGGUGGGGGUGAGGGCCCAGGCCGCCUCCCCCCCUCAGCUCGGUCGGGCCCGCCCGGUACCGGAGCAGCGGAGGCCUCGGCCCGGCCUUUGGGGAUGGGGGCCUAGGGCCGCCGCUGGGGGCCGAGCCGCUGCCCUCCGUCCUCCUGCUGCUGCGCCGCAGCCCCCGGGCUGCCCUUCCUGCAGGGGCAGAGCCGCCCUCCGCCCGCUCCCCAAAGCCGCCGCAUUUGUGGCUUUUCCUUGUAUUUUUUUUUUCCGAGGGAAAGGGGGGAGGGUGGGAGGAGGCAGAUUGACUUGUGGGGGAGGAAAGGUUUGUCCCUGAGCAGCGUUUGCUGGACUUUCGACCAAGACACUUUAAAAAAGCCGGGUGUUCGCCACCUUCAGAGGAAACCAAAUUUGCCCGGCCCGGGAGGAGGAGGGAAGGCAGAAGCAGAGCCCCGUGCCGGGGUGCGGGAGCGGCCGAGCCGCGGUAGCAUGUGUCAAUAAAGGGGAGGAAGGAAGCGAGCGGAGGUUAGGAGCAAGCGGUGUGACAUUAACCACCUUCUAGCUUCAGAUAACCCUAUUUUGGUCAUUUAGUUAUAUAUUUUGGGAGCUUUAAUUUCUGGGAGAGUCAAGAGUUUUUAUUUUUAGCAUUUAAUACAAAUGUAGGACAGCGCAGCUGUACAAUUUGGGAACAGAGAGGAAAAGCUGGAAGAGCUUUGCUGUGUGACAGGCCAGCUUCCCACUUCAUCUCCAGGCCCAGCUUUCAGAGAAGGCGCAUUCCUGGGAGAUAAGCUAGUGUUAAGGAACUGGUGGAGAGAAGACAAGCACUAAAAGUUAUAAUUGUGAGUAAAUAAUGAAGGAGAAGGUAUGGGCUGAAUUUUAAAAUAACAGCCUACUUCAGAUGACCUUCUCUUGGCUUUUAUAUUAAGGUUUCUAACGCAACCCAAUUCAAUUUUUGAAAAGUUGUUACACUAAGGAAGCAAAUUGAGAUUUAAAGUAUUCUGAGCUUCUUGCCGAUCUCCUUGGUUUAUGAAGGUGGCAUAAAGUGCUGCUGGUAAGAAAGAAACAGUGUAGUUAGUUUUUCAAAAAUGAUGUAUUUAAAAGAAACGACCUAGAGCGAGCAGGGUUAGUUCUGGACUUUCCUCUUCCUCCUCCCCCAUGUCAAUAAAUUAUUUUAGGGUGAAGUAGGAAUGAAGAAGGUUUAGGCAUCAGUUGUUCGAAAAAUCUCUUGGGUGGCUUCUGGCAAGUCUACCGGCUUUAAUGUUGAACUCUGAUAUCUGAAUUUGGAAGUUAGGCUUUCCUGAUACAAGAGCCAUAUGUGAAACUCUUUGUAGGCACUUAAGCAGUUUUGUUGGCUAGUUUAUUUAAAAAGUCAAGGAAAAAAGGGGAUAGAAGACUUCUUAAAAAUUCUUGUUUGGCCACUGUGUUCAAAUUGCUGCAUCAGAGCGGAUAUAAACAAGACAAGAAGAGCUUCUCGCUAAGGAUUAAAAAAGAGAAACUCCGUCCGUUUAAAUCUCGCUCGCGCCUUGAGCUGGCGGAUUGGUUGCAGCCUUCAGCUCAAGGCGUCGAAGCGGGGACAGCGCCCCAGCACCGGGGCGAGGAGCGGACUGCCAUCACUCCCCCUCUCCGCGGAGCAGCUCGCGCCGAGCGUGGCAGCUGCUCGGCCUCCCUCGUCGAGCCGGGAGGGGAUGCGAAUAACGCUGGGCGCGUACGUCGCUUCUCGGACCUUCAGAGCGCUCCGCGAGCGGUCGUUUACGCGGCGACGACACCCUGGGAAGUAGGACGGCGUUACCGUCCUCUCCGCUUGCCCGAAGGCCGCAGGGGUCGCAGCGGUCGGAAGGGCCUCAUGCUCCGCUGGGAACUGCGCGGCGCGCGCCGAGCCUGGCAGCCCUGUACGAUGGCCUCCUUCAAGCGGAGCCGAGCGCAAGCCUGGCCGGAGGAGAGGGGGGACCGCGAGCACGGACUCUACAGCUUGCAUCGUAUGUUUGACAUUGUGGGCACCCACCUGACCCACCGGGACGUACGCGUGUUGUCCUUCCUCUUUGUGGAUGUGAUCGACGACUACGAGAGGGGGAUGAUCCGCAGCGGCCGGGACUUCUUGCUGGCGCUGGAAAGGCAGGGCCGCUGCGACGAGACCAACUUCCGGCAGGUGCUCCAGUUGCUCCGGAUUAUCACUCGCCACGACCUACUGCCCUACGUCACCCUGAAGAGGAGACGGGCUGUGUGUCCAGAUCUCGUAGACAAGUACCUAGAAGAGACAUCCAUCCGUUACGUGACACCCCGAGCUCACAGCGACGCAGAGCACGGUCUCGGUCACCCCCACAAAUCAGUGCCUCCCCACCACCCCGUGGUCUGCUGUUCCUCUGCGGGACCUCAGAUAUGCACCAAGAGGCCUGGCCGUGGGAGAGCCCUCCUCAGCAGCCAGCGGAAGAGGAGGAAGUCGGUGACACCGGACCCUAAGGAGAAACAGACCUGUGAUAUCCGCCUGCGAGUCCGAGCCGAAUACUGCCAGCACGAGACGGCGCUUCAAGGCAACGUCUUCUCCAACAAGCAGGACCCCUUGGAGCGGCAGUUCGAGCGCUUCAACCAGGCCAACACCAUCUUAAAAUCCCGGGACCUGGGCUCUAUCAUCUGUGACAUAAAGUUCUCAGAGCUCACCUACCUCGACGCGUUCUGGCGCGACUACAUAAACGGCUCUUUGCUGGAGGCCCUCAAGGGCGUCUUCAUCACGGACUCGCUCAAGCAAGCCGUGGGCCACGAAGCCAUCAAACUGCUGGUUAAUGUGGAUGAGGAGGAUUACGAGGUCGGGCGCCAGAAACUCCUGAGGAACUUGAUGCUGCAAACGGCCCCCUGACGCGCUGCCGGGCUGCAGCCUGGCUGCUCUUUGGGAUCCAAGCUUUUCUCCACCCUCCCUUCCUCUUUAUUUUUUUUUUUCUUUUUUUAAAAAGAAAAGGAAAAGAUCAUUUAACCCCCCCCCACCUCCCCCCUCCGCCAGCUCCCCUACCUGGACUCCUGCGAAGUACUUUGUAACUCUAGGACCCGGUUAAAUGUGAGGAAGAGCGCCGUGCUGCCGCGGAGCCUGCGGGCACGUGCUGCUGCGCUCCCCUCGGCGCUGGGAGCGCUGCCGGAGCGGGAGGGCCUGCCCGGGAGCGGAGAGCGGUCACGGGCACCGUGUUUUCUUGCCCGCUCUUUCCUGUCUUGUCAUCUUCUCUCUUGCUUUGUUUCCUUUCUCUUUUUUUUUGUUUUGUUUUGUACCCAUUAAAGAAAAGGCAAAAAUCCCGCGUGGGGCCUGUCAGUGCCAGGGGCUGGGCCGGUGCUGAGAGCAGCAGCUGGCACGUGGCAGGACUCCAGAGGUUCCCAACGGGAGUCCGCUUGAUCCGGCGGUGCCUGCGCCGGGUUUGGAGAUGGGGUGGGGGGGAAGACGGCUGGAGCGGGGCAGCUUCACCCCGGCCCCACUGCGGGCUGCCCGGCGCUGUCUCGCGCUGCUCUCUUCUCGCUGUUGCCUCUGUGGGUUUCUCAGGAGUAAAAGAAAAAAAAAAAUUGUCCCCUUGCUUUUGCCUGUGCGGCCGGGCCGGGCUGCGUCCCCCCCGCGGCGUCCCCUAGACCAUGUGCCUUCGUGUCCCCCUCCCCUGCCGGGGGGCAGGGGACGGGGCGGGGGGAAGCACCGGGCUGUUUGUCUCUGCCCUGACCCCUGCGCGUCCGGGAAGGGGCUCCAGGGCUCUCCCUGUGCCUCUUCCCUCCCCCUCUGCUACUGCCUGGCUCCCAUUUCCAAACUGGGACAAACUGGGCUGGAGUGAGGUGGCACUGGGGAGGGGGAAGCCCGUUGCUGGCAGCAGCCUCUGCCUUGCUGCUCGCGCAGGGCUGCCUGUUUUUUGGAGGGCGGCCCGGCACGCGCUGUUCCUUGGCCCCGCGGGUCCCCCGGGCGACUGUCACUUCAGGCCCCCCAAAGAGCUGCGUUCCCUCCGUCCCACCCUGCGCCUUCGCUCCCUGGCUGCUCGCGGCCGCUCCCUGGGGGUGUUUUUCCAACUCUAAGCUGGUUUUGUUUGGUUCCCCCCUGGCACGCGUACACCCCCUCCGGUUACGGACAACUCCGGCACAACUCCGCGUAAUUUCUGUGACUUCUGUAUUUUUUAAGAUCUUCAAUAUAACAGUCAUAUUCCCUGUGUAGCUUUCGGAUUUUCUUGAAAUAAAACAUCUACCGCA
Rhea pennata is the source of this 4416-nucleotide messenger RNA. RefSeq names its product death effector domain containing (gene DEDD). Gene Ontology annotation, cellular component: nucleolus. The record is from RefSeq and is a predicted model, not a curated record. The transcript is spliced from 6 exons. Gene Ontology annotation, biological process: regulation of apoptotic process; extrinsic apoptotic signaling pathway via death domain receptors; apoptotic process. Bases 2060 to 3067 code for a protein of 335 amino acids. Gene Ontology annotation, molecular function: protein binding; DNA binding. Lineage: Eukaryota; Metazoa; Chordata; Aves; Rheiformes; Rheidae.